CGCUUGGUGGUGCCUGCGGGGGAACGAGUCGACUUCCCGCCAACAAUCAGCUGCUACAUUCAAGCUUUUAGUUCUGCUCUUUUCGUGCGCAUUGUUUCUGGAGCAACUUCCUGCAUCGAUACGCCGCAUCCAUCAUGUCGUUCGGCGGACAGACGCCCACUAUUGUGGUGCUCCGGGAAGGCACCGACCAGUCUCAGGGACGCGGGCAAAUUAUCUCCAACAUCAACGCAUGUCUCGCCGUACAGUCGACCAUCAAGGGAACUCUGGGUCCUUAUGGCGGUGAUUUGUUGAUGGUCGACGAGAACGGCCGCCAGACCAUCACGAACGAUGGCGCCACAGUAAUGAAACUCCUCGAUAUCGUGCACCCGGCUGCCCGCAUUCUCACCGAUAUUGCGCGCUCGCAAGAUUCCGAGGUGGGCGACGGCACCACUUCGGUUGUGGUCCUAGCCGGUGAGAUCUUGAAAGAGAUCAAGGACUAUGUUGAGCAGGGUGUGAGCAGCCAAACCAUCAUCAAAGGCCUGCGGAGAGCUUCCAACAUUGCAGUCAACAAGGUGAUGGAGAUCGCAGUCGAUACCGCCGAGGGCAACAAGCGGGAUACGCUUCAGAAGCUCGCUGCCACAGCCAUGAGCAGCAAGCUAAUACAUCGCAAUUCUGCUUUCUUCACCAAGAUGGUCGUGGACGCUGUGCUCUCCCUCGACCAGGACGACCUCAAUGAAAGGCUCAUCGGUGUCAAGAAAAUUACAGGCGGUGCACUACAGGAUUCGCUUUUUGUGAACGGCGUGGCGUUCAAGAAGACGUUCUCAUAUGCCGGUUUCGAGCAGCAGCCCAAGGCCUUUACGAACCCCAAGAUCGUGUGCCUGAACGUCGAGCUGGAGCUUAAGAGCGAAAAGGAUAAUGCAGAGGUCCGCGUGGAACAGGUAUCAGAAUACCAGGCUAUUGUGGACGCAGAGUGGCAGAUCAUCUUCAACAAGAUGGAGGCGCUGUACAAGACAGGUGCAAAGGUGGUGCUCAGCAAACUUCCUAUUGGCGAUUUGGCGACACAGUACUUUGCCGACCGAGACGUUUUCUGCGCUGGGCGUGUAGCAUCAGACGACCUCGACCGCGUGUGCCGGGCAACAGGCGCGAGCAUCCAGUCCACCUGCUCUGACAUCCAAGCCAAGCACCUAGGUACCUGCCAGAGGUUUGACGAGCGACAAAUCGGCGGCGAGCGAUUCAACUUCUUCGAGGGCUGCCCCGAAGCGAAGACCUGCACCCUUGUACUCCGUGGUGGUGCUGAGCAGUUCAUCGCCGAGGUUGAGCGAAGUCUGCACGACGCGAUCAUGAUUGUCAAGCGUGCAAUCCAAAACAGGAACAUCGUAGCAGGAGGAGGAGCUUGCGAGAUGGAAGUCUCGGCCUACCUACACGCCUUUGCCGAUAAGGAUGUACGGAACAAGCAGCAGCCUAUUAUCAAGGCCUUUGCCAAAGCUCUCGAAGUUAUCCCAAGGCAACUUUGCGACAACGCUGGCAUCGACGCAACGGACAUCCUCAACCGCCUACGAGUCGAACACAAGAAGGGCAACAUUUGGGCCGGUGUCGACUUCGUGGAUGAGGGCAUUGCGAACAACAUGGAAAAGUUCGUUUGGGAACCUAGCCUGGUCAAGAUCAACGCUCUGCAGGCUGCCACCGAAGCAGCGUGCCUAAUCUUGAGUGUAGACGAGACCAUUAGGAAUCAAGAAUCGCAACAGCCGAAUGCCCCGAACCAGCCUUUACCGCCAGGCGCGGCGCAAAGGGCGCUUGGUGGACGGGGUCGUGGCAGAGGCAUGCCUAGGAGAUAGAGAAGGGUGUGAUAUGUGGAGUGGAUGUAGGGAUACCACAAACGUAGCUGUGCGACAGCGAAAAGCUGCACAGUACGAUAAUGACAAUAGUGAAUCACGAAUGCCAGAUAAGAUGGUGACAACGAUGACGAUGACC
Paraphaeosphaeria sporulosa is the source of this 1950-nucleotide messenger RNA. Its product is annotated as T-complex protein 1 subunit eta. Gene Ontology annotation, biological process: protein folding. The transcript has 3 exons. The record is from RefSeq and is a predicted model, not a curated record. Lineage: Eukaryota; Fungi; Ascomycota; Dothideomycetes; Pleosporales; Didymosphaeriaceae. Gene Ontology annotation, cellular component: chaperonin-containing T-complex. The coding region runs from base 135 to 1814 and encodes 559 amino acids. Gene Ontology annotation, molecular function: ATP-dependent protein folding chaperone; ATP binding; ATP hydrolysis activity.